GUCGAAGGGCGUCUCCCUAACGUACGCUGAGUAGCUACUGUGGCGAAACCUUUACCAGACCGUCACAUUUUCCUUGAGUAUAUUGAAGUGUCACCGGUCUAUCACAUUUGCUGAGGCGACAGGUGAAAUGGAAGAAAACAGUGAACAGGAAAGACCCCUUUUGAGGACAGGUCUUGACGAGGAGGCCAUCGUUGACCUUGGGAAAACCAGCUCCACCACCCACACCAACUAUGAGACGGAAGAGCUGGAGAGCCACAGGGCGGUCUACGUCGGGGUCCAUGUGCCUCUGGGCCGGGAGAGCAAACGCAGGCACCAUCGCAGAGGCCACAAACACCACCGCAAGAGGCGGGAGCGGGAGGAGGACCACGAAGAGGAGGACCGUGAGGACCCCACGUAUGACACGCCCUCCCAGCGGGUGCAGUUCAUCCUGGGUACGGAAGAUGAUGACGUGGAGCACGUCCCCCACGACCUGUUCACCGAGCUGGACGAGCUGUCCUUCAGGGACGGGAGCGCCACCGAGUGGAAGGAGACAGCCAGGUGGCUGAAGUUUGAGGAGGACGUGGAAGAUGGAGGGGAGCGUUGGAGCAAGCCCUACGUGGCCACCCUGUCUCUACACAGCCUGUUUGAGCUGAGGAGCUGCAUCCUCAACGGAACCGUCAUGCUGGACAUGAGGGCCACCUGUAUCGAGGAGAUUGCAGACAUGCUGAUUGACGGCAUGGUGGCGUCAGGCCAGCUGCAGGAGGAGCUGUGUCAGAAGGUGCGCGAGGCCAUGUUGAAGAGACACCACCAUCAGAACGAGAGGAAGCUCAGCAACCGCAUCCCGCUGGUGCGCUCAAUCGCAGACAUAGGCAAGAAACAUUCAGACCCGUUGUUGCUUGAGAGACACGGGGAGGGCCUCUCUGCCUCCCGCCACUCCCUGAAGCCGGGGGCCUCCGUCUCCAACCUGUCCCAGAGGCGAGAGUCCCGGGUCUCCGUCCUCCUCAACCUCCUCCUGCCUAACUCCUCCUCCUCCACCUCCGCUGGGGGGCUCUCCCCCGGACCAUCGCCCCUCACCACCCCUCAGAACACCCCCCCUACUCCCCGCCGCUCCCCAGACCCUCCCCGCGCCCCUGGCCCUGCCCCGGUCCCCCAGGCCAUCCCGGAGGUGGUGGUGUCACCGCCUGAGGACGACGAAGCAGCAUUGAGUGGGCGAGAGAAGAGGCGAGAGAAGAGAGUUAGGGUUGUACCUGGGCCAUUGAUGUCCACGCACUCUGUCCCCAGUAACCUGGAUAGCAGCAGCAAGACCGGAGACAGGAGGUCCUCCAGAGCUGGGGUCAGUAAAGAGAACAGCAGUGUGGACUUCAGCAAGGUGGACAUGAACUUCAUGAAGAAGAUUCCUCCGGGCGCCGAGGCGUCCAACGUGCUGGUAGGGGAGGUGGACUUCCUGGAGAGGCCCAUCAUCGCCUUCGUACGCCUGUCCCCCGCCGUUCUCAUCACGGGGCUCACAGAGGUGCCCGUGCCCACCAGGUUUUUGUUUCUGCUGUUGGGUCCACACGGGAAAGGCCCUCAGUACCAUGAGAUUGGCAGAUCCAUGGCCACACUGAUGACAGAUGAGAUAUUCCAUGAUGUGGCGUACAAGGCCAAAGAUCGGAUGGACCUUCUGUCUGGGAUAGAUGAAUUUCUGGACCAGGUGACAGUCCUGCCCCCAGGAGAAUGGGACCCCUCGAUACGAAUCGAACCCCCCAAGAACGUCCCAUCGCAGUUGAAGAGGAAGAUUCCCUCCCAGCCCAACGGGUCGCCCUCACCCUCUGGGGAGAUGUUGAAGGAGGAGGAUGAAGGCCACGGAGCUGGGCCCGAGUUGCAGAGAACCGGACGGAUCUUUGGAGGCCUGGUGAUGGAUAUAAAGCGGAAGGCCCCGUUCUACUGGAGCGACAUCCGGGACUCGUUGAACCUGCAGUGUCUGGCCUCCAUCCUGUUCCUCUACUGCGCCUGCAUGUCCCCUGUCAUCACCUUCGGGGGGCUGCUGGGAGAGGCCACUAAGGGCAACAUAAGUGCCAUAGAGUCUCUGUUUGGGGCAUCCCUCACAGGAGUGGCCUUCUCUCUGUUUGCGGGGCAGCCCCUCACUAUACUGGGCAGUACGGGGCCUGUCCUAGUUUUCGAGAAGAUCCUCUUCAAGUUUUGCAAGGACUACGGCCUGUCCUACCUGUCUCUGAGGACCAGCAUCGGCCUGUGGACGGCCUUCCUCUGCCUGGUCCUGGUGGCCACAGACGCUAGCUCCCUGGUCUGUUACAUCACCCGCUUCACAGAGGAGGCCUUCGCCGCGCUCAUCUGCAUCAUCUUCAUCUACGAGGCCCUGGAGAAGCUCUUCCACCUGGGGGAACACUACCCCGUCAACAUGCACAACGAGCUGGACAACCUCACCCUCUAUUUGUGUCAGUGUUCUCCACCGGCCAACGCCUCCACUGAGAUCUUGCAGACGUGGAACCAGACAGGACACACACCAGACACUAUCUCCUGGAACAGUCUCAACGUAUCGAUGUGUAACCUGCUCCAUGGAGAGUUUGCUGGUUCUGCCUGUGGUCACCACGGCCCCUACAUCCCAGAUGUCCUCUUCUGGUCCAUCAUCCUCUUCUUCACCACCUUCUUCCUCUCCUCCUUCCUGAAGGAGAUCAAGACCGAGCGAUACUUCCCUACAAAGGUGCGCUCCACCAUCAGUGACUUUGCCGUGUUUCUGACCAUUAUGAUCAUGGUGCUGGUGGACUAUCUGAUGGGCAUCCCCUCUCCUAAACUCAACGUACCCGACCGCUUUGAGCCUACCUCUAAGCAUCGCGGCUGGCUGAUCUCCCCGCUGGGCACCAACCCCUGGUGGACCCUGCUGGUGUCAGCGCUGCCCGCUCUGCUCUGCACCAUCCUCAUCUUCAUGGACCAGCAGAUCACCGCCGUCAUCAUCAACCGCAAGGAGCACAAGCUCAAGAAAGGCUGUGGCUACCAUCUGGACCUGCUGGUGGUGGCGGUAAUGCUGGGGGUUUGCUCCAUCAUGGGCCUGCCCUGGUUCGUAGCCGCCACCGUGCUCUCCAUCUCCCACGUCAACAGCCUCAAGGUGGAGUCGGGCUGCUCGGCGCCAGGAGAACAGCCCAAGUUCCUGGGCAUCAGAGAGCAGAGGGUCACCGGCUUCAUGAUAUUUGUCCUCAUGGGCUGCUCCGUCUUCAUGACCUCCGCACUCAAGUUCAUUCCUAUGCCGGUGCUGUACGGGGUCUUCCUCUACAUGGGAGCCUCUUCACUCAAAGGCAUUCAGUUCUUUGACCGUAUCAAGUUGUUUGGUAUGCCAGCCAAGCACCAGCCUGACCUGAUCUACCUGCGCUACGUUCCCCUGUGGAAGGUCCAUGUUUUCACCCUGGUGCAGCUCACCUGCCUCAUACUGCUCUGGGUCAUCAAGGCCUCCGCAGCCGCUGUCGUUUUCCCCAUGAUGGUGCUGGCCCUCGUAUUCAUUCGGAAGCUUCUCGACUUUUUCUUUACCAAGAGGGAGCUCAGCUAUCUGGACGACUUGAUGCCCGAGAGCAAGAAGAAGAAAGAGGAUGACAAGAAGAAGAAGGAGAGGGAGAAACGGGAGGCCCAGGCUUUAUUGCUCGUAGAACAGGUGGGCGUGAAUGCUGUGAAGGUCCAUUAUGACGCUGGGAACCUGCUCAAGAUCCCAGUCAAAACGUUCUCAGGGAGCUCAUGUGACCUCAGCAAUGUUAAUAUCUCUGAGGAAAUGGCCAAAAGCGGGGCAUGCAAAGCAGUGGCGUUGAGCGCCGACUUCGGCCCGUCUAUGAAGCGUAGCCAAAGCCAGGAGAAGGUCGCCUGUGUUAGAGUCAACAUGGACACUACCGAGGCAGGAGGAGAGAGUUCAGCCUUAGAGACUGCCUUGUGAUCGAGGAGACCUUGUACUAACCCCCCACCUAACCCCACAGAGGGCCACCCUGGUACAGUGAGCAAGCUAGGACUUGAGCAGAGCAAUCAGACUGGUCUCUGGAAAAGAAGCCCCUUUUGUGGGUCUGCUGGGUCAACAGUUGAGCUCCAGUGGUCCAGUGUAGCUAAGGGGGUCUUGAGGACUCCCCCAGUGCACAGAGGACUGACUGCCCGGGCAGUGGCGAGCACAUUGCCGGGACAUGAAUGAACCAGACUCACACUGCCUACCGAAACCCCAUGGGUCGAAACCCCAUGUCAACCAAUCAUUUCCCACUCACUGCCACAGAUGCCAAAGGAUGGGGCCACCAUCGCCACACAUAUGCGGAAUCUUCUUUAAUUGUUGUGUAUGCAUAAAUGUACUUAAUUGUAUUAUAUAAGGUAUAUUUUCUCAUGUAUAUUUUAAGUUAUAUUUUAUUACCAAUUAAGAGAUUCACAUUUGCAUCCUGUUUUUUUUGGCACACACAAAAGUGUGAGCUAUUCUGGUCUCUGUCUACAUUUUUUUAAAUAAUAUAUAUUUCCUUUCCAAAAUGUACCAUACACAAACCAGCUACACCAGCUCCAAAAACACAUCAGUCAAGCCAUGAUGAUUCAAGUUGUUAUUUCUGUGAUUUCAUCAGUGCAAACUGGUAACAUCCUGACUUAACACGGGUAAUCUAAAACGAAACUGUUGCAAACCAAAAGAAGAAUGUAGACAUUCAGACGCCUUUACCCCGUAAUCUUUCUUGCUUGUGAAACAUUGACAACGGUUGGUGUGGCAACAUCUUUUCACUGCCCCUGUACUGUAUACUCUGCAAGUUGCAUUCUCAGUAUUGGUAUUGCUGCUCAGAUCAAGUUGUUCCAACUGAGAAUAUUUGUUGUUGUUGUAAGUAUAUGUCACUGUUAUGCUGUUUCUGUGGAAUUGUGUGCUUUCUGUUGUAUGUUUCAAUGGAACAUUUUCUGAAAUACUAAUUUAAGGUUAAGAAAGUGAUGGGAUGAAUACUACAAUAAGCACUUUAGAUUUGUUUGCCAGUAGGAAUUAGUGCACAGGCCUGAAUUGAGUUAAAAACCAUUGAAUCUGAAGACCCACAGAACUGUUUGCUCAAAUGUCUAGAAAAAGUUACAACUUUGAAAUCAAUAUGAUUUCUGAUUGUGGGAAGUUCUUUACACUCAUCGCUUGUCUGUCACUAUUCGCACAGUAUUUCAAUAUUAUAACCUAUUUUGUGUAUUAUUGUUGGAUUUAUUAUUCUUGGGACAAUUAUUUUUGAUAAACAGGAAAGUGAACAAAAAAGCAAUGUGCCGUUAGAUUUCUUCUAAAAGCAACGAGCAACAUUAUUCUGUGCAGUCAAAUUGUAUUCUCACAAUAUUGUACCAUUUAUGCUGUACAAGUUUUGGUACUUGUGUGUCACAAUGUACACCGUAAAGGUAAGUUCAAUAUUGCACAUGUCAUUUUUAUGCUGAAAGAUAUUUCCAGAAAUGAUCUGUAAAAUGCAAUUAUAUAUUUCUCAUUUGCUUAGCACACGUGCUCCUGUUUUAGCAAUAAUAGACGAGUUUUCAGUACAAUACAAUGUCUGGAGUGAUGUUUCUAUUGAGCUGUCUAGCGGGAGUUUGUCAAACCCCAUCCACGUUGUGUGUCUCCUCUAUUGACUAUUAGUGUGUGGCUGAUUAUACAGACAAUAGCUGACGUGCCUUGUGAAUGCUCGUUGUUUGUAUUUUAUUCAUACGGUAGACAUAGUGUUAAUGUUCAGGUAGUGCACACACACGUGGCUCAAAAUGCGUAAGAGAGACGAGCAAGCUAGGACGGCAUAUCGACAGGCUGUUCAUCAUAUCUGCUGAAACUGAAGUGAAAUAUGAAUGCGGUAGUACUCUGAAUGUUGUUGUGAAAGUCACGUCCUCCUCAACCCGACCCGACCACUAACCUGAUGUAUUACAUGACAAAUAGGAACUCAUUAGUACACUUCAUCAUACUAAUUUGUCAAUAAUGUACUGUAUGUGUUUGUAUGUCACAGACGUGGUGUUUGUUCACGAAUGGUAUGAACUGUAAUUUUUUACAUGCAAUAUCAGCAAAUGUGCAGAAUUAUUGUAACUUCAAUAUCACGAAUGAAAAUGACAGAAAUCUAAUGCAUUUCGCCAAACACCUAUCUUUUAACAAAAAGGUAAAUGUGCAUUGUUGCAAUUUUUGUUUGAACACAAUUCUGGUGUGUUGGCUAUUUUAAGUCAUUACAAAUGUUGUUUGGGUAUUUGUGAUACUAUAUGUAUGCAGUAGGUACAAUUCAUUGUAGAACACAAGUGGUAUUCCAACGGAUUCCAUCUGUAUUGUAUCAUCUUUACCAUGAAUAAUAUAAUAUGGCUCUGAUCUGUACCAUAGAAACAGGGUAUUCUUUAGGACCAUGUAUUACACUGACCUCAGUCAAGCACAGAACAUUCUCCUGCAAUAUGUUGUUGAAUACAAUAAGAACAUGUAGGGCGGAAACUUUUUUUUUUUUGUAAGUGUUGAUGGAAAGCAAUUAAAAGUAAAUGAAAUGUA
Messenger RNA from Oncorhynchus kisutch (coho salmon), 6430 nucleotides. RefSeq names its product sodium bicarbonate cotransporter 3. Gene Ontology annotation, cellular component: basolateral plasma membrane; plasma membrane; apical plasma membrane. Bases 128 to 3889 code for a protein of 1253 amino acids. The record is from RefSeq and is a predicted model, not a curated record. Gene Ontology annotation, molecular function: sodium:bicarbonate symporter activity; monoatomic anion transmembrane transporter activity; solute:inorganic anion antiporter activity. Gene Ontology annotation, biological process: regulation of intracellular pH; transmembrane transport; bicarbonate transport. The transcript is spliced from 30 exons. NCBI's taxonomy places the organism in Eukaryota, Metazoa, Chordata, Actinopteri, Salmoniformes, Salmonidae.